Molecule: messenger RNA, 3973 nt
Organism: Melanotaenia boesemani (Boeseman's rainbowfish)
Lineage: Eukaryota; Metazoa; Chordata; Actinopteri; Atheriniformes; Melanotaeniidae
Gene: prickle1b
Product: prickle homolog 1b
Exons: 8
Coding region: 265-3054 (929 amino acids)
Molecular function (GO): zinc ion binding
Source: RefSeq, a predicted model, not a curated record
UGCCAGAGCUGCGCAUCGCUCAGCUCAGCCCCACUGAGCGUCCUUCUCUGAAUCUGUCCACGCUCGUGCACUGAAACACUCCAUCACUCAGCUGAUUCGGGACCCCAAACGAUUCUGAGUGGCGUUUUCUUCUUCUUUUUAUUUUCUUUACUCUUUUAUUUGCACACUAAGCCCGGAUGCUUCCACAUUUGUGAUUUUAAACUUUAAUUUACGGAAUAAUCAACCCGCCGCUGCACCGAGCUGUUCCAGGAGCGCCCGUGUGCAAUGAACCUGGAGCGCACUGAGAGAGGUGAGCGCCCUUUACCUCGAGGCCAGGACAUGGAGGCUCGUGCUGUGGGAAAGAUGGGAAAGAUGUCUGCGGGCUUUCAGAGGAGCUCCACCUCAGAUGAUGACUCUGGAUGUGCGUUGGAGGAGUAUGCUUGGGUGCCACCAGGACUCAGGCCUGAGCAGGUCCAGAUGUAUUUCUCCUGUCUGCCAGAAGACAAAGUGCCAUAUGUUAAUAGUCCAGGAGAGAAGCACAGGAUCCGCCAGCUCCUCUAUCAGCUGCCGCCACAUGACAACGAGGUGCGCUACUGCCACUCUCUAACAGAGGAAGAAAAGCGGGAGCUCCACAUGUUCAGCACCCAGAGGAAGAGGGAGGCAUUGGGGCGAGGGACACCCAAGAUCCUUCCUAGAGCUCUUCAGCACACCCGCUGUGAAAGUUGUUGUGGUAGUAUAAAUGGAGGCGAAAUGGCAAUUUUUGCCUCCAGAGCUGGACCGAGCCCAUGCUGGCACCCAGCAUGCUUCGUCUGCACCACAUGUCAAGAACUUCUGGUGGAUCUGAUCUAUUUUUACCAAAAUGGCAAGAUCCUUUGCGGAAGACACCACGCUGAGCUUCUCAAACCCAGAUGCUCUUCGUGUGAUGAGAUUAUCUUUGCAGAUGAGUGCACUGAAGCGGAGGGUCGUCACUGGCACAUGAAGCAUUUUGCUUGCUUUGAGUGCGGGACGAUGCUUGGCGGACAGCGGUACAUCAUGAAAGAUGGACGACCCUUUUGCUGUGGGUGCUUUGAGUCACUUUAUGCGGAGUACUGUGAGGCCUGUGGUGAAAACAUUGGUGUCGACCAUGCCCAGAUGACAUAUGAAGGUGUACAUUGGCAUGCCACUGACCAGUGCUUCUGUUGUGCCCAGUGUAAGACAUCCUUGCUGGGAUGUCCAUUCUUGCCCAAGCAAGGCCGCAUUUAUUGCUCAAAGGCCUGUAGUCAAGGGGAAGAUAUUCAUGCCUCAGACUCGUCGGAUUCUGCAUUCCAGUCAGCCCGCUCACGUGAAUCACGGCGGAGUGUCCGCAUGGGGAAGAGUAGCAGGCCUGCUGAACAGUGGAGACAGUCGCAGCUGUUUAACCCUCCUGCCACAGUCCCCUCCUAUGAGCACAAAUUUGAGGAUGCUGAGGGUGACGGAGAUGCCGAUGGUGACAUUGAUAUUGUGGGGCGUAAGCUUGCCUGUCUUGGCCUGGAAGAGGAGCGGUUCUGGAGGGAGCGGGAGGAGCAGGAUGCCGGUGGAGAGGAGGAUCCAGAGGAGUGGGCUCAACAUGAAGACUACAUGACUCAGCUCCUGCUCAAGUUUGGUGACCGCGGGAUGGUUCACCAACUUCAGCAACCGACCCUAAAAUCACACAGCCCUACCAGUGACAGGGUAAUAAAUGUCUCUGAUCCCUGGCUAAAGCCCGAUGCUACAUCUAUGGGGAUUAAUGCCUCUUCUCCAACCCCAGCCAGUCCCACCCAAAGCCAGAUUUCCAGUCAAUCCCGAGCCAACAGCCUCAGCCCUGGAUUGAUGGACAAGAAGCACCUGCCUGAAAUGUACUGGGCUCAGUCACAGGAUGGGCUGGGAGACUCCGCCUACGGAAGUCAUCCAGGUCCUGCCAGUGCCAGAAAAAUCCAAGAGUUGGAGUUGGACCAAGAUCAGGACCAGUCUGGAGCAAGAGGACAGGCCUUCUGGCCAGACAACAGGCAGUGGUAUGAAGACUCUCUUGAGUGCAUCGCCGAUGAGCUGAGGAGGGCUGAGAAGGGUGUUGGAGACUCCAUGGACUCCCUGGCACUCUCAAAUAUUACUGGUGCAUCAGUGGACGGAGAUAACAGAGAUAGACCCAUUGUCUACACACUUCAUGCCAUGCAGGAUCCCUCAGUGGGAGAUGACUGUGAAAAGAUGAGCAACAUGGGAACAUUCAAUUCCUCUCAUCUUCACCACAGUGCCAACUCUCUCAACCUCAACAUGGAAAAAGGAGUUGAAGAGGUAGAGAACGAAAUGGGCAAUGCGAUAAGAGGAGGUACAUCAGGAGGAUUUCACCCGCUGUCUCCACUUUCGGACGGCCUCCCUUCAUCCUUUGUUCAAGCCCCAGCUCUGAGGAGGAGCAAGUCGCAAUCCAGGCCACCUCAAAUGGUCAAGUUCUCAGAAGACACUGUGGACAAUGGAUAUAAUGAAGACUUCGAGGUCAGCAUUGCAAAGCAUCCCAUGAGUGAGAAACCACAGAGGAGGGCAUACUGCCCAGAUGAGAUGGGCAGAGAAAGAAGCUGCUCGGUGAGUCAUCACGGGCGUCGCAGGCAGCACCACCACCGACAGGGUCGGCACCGCAGAAGCCGCAAAACCCGCUCGGACAAUGCCCUUCAUAUGAUGCCAAUUGAAAGAGCACAGAGGCUGUUUGAGCCCCAGCAGCAGGGUCUGGUAAAUCCUGCAUUUGGUGCCAUACGUCCCCAGCACCCUUCACACAUGUUGCCCCUUGCCUACUCCCAAACCCGAUCUGACUAUAUGCUUCGCAGCGCAAUGCAAAAUGACCCACGGGUUGAACAUGUCAUGAGUUUCCAUAGAGACGAAGAUGACUGGUGUUCUACUUGCUCCUCCUCAUCUUCUGACUCUGAGGAGGAGGGCUAUUUCCUGGGCCAGCCAAUCCCUCAGCCAAGAGCUGCUGGGCGCUACUAUGCAGAAGACUACCCAACAAGGGUCACAGCCCUCACUUCUCAGAGCCAUGGCUCACAGACUGGUCGCCGGAAGAGUCAACGCUCCAAAAACUGUAUAAUUUCAUAACAAUGCAGUGUAUUGACAGUAUAAUCUGCACUACACAAAGCAAUACAGUGAAGGUUUUCUGCUCAUUUCUUUAUAAUUGUCACCCAGAUCAAAUCUGGUUUUAAAAAGGCAGCACUAACAAAAUGUGCAUGGCCAUAUCAAUAUCCAUAUCAGGCAAGUUGAGAGAACAAAGUUGUAAUAGAUGAGACAGAAAAGAAAAGGCUUCUGCGCAAUAUACUGUAAAAAGACUAAACUUUUUACACAUCUGCAAAGUUGGCCUAGAUACUAGCUUUUACCAAAUUUCAGCACUAAUAAGAUGCAUGGACCCAUGUCGGAGGCCUUUUAUUAGACUAGCCAGACCGAACCGAUAUACAGUUGAUAUUAAACCCAUUUUUAAUUUGUGCUUUUACUAUUAAGUUUCUUGCUUGUUAGUUGUUUUUAAUGGUUUAUGCUCAUCCAAAACCUUUGCAACAGUAUAUCUGCGCAUUAAAAACAGUGUGAUUGUACAGAAGUUGAUAUUUCAAGUAGAAAAUAGAAACUAACCAAAUAAUUAUUUAAGGCAUAAUAGCACAAAAUGAAAAUGUAUAUACUAAGUUAAGAUUUUAAUACUGGUAUUUUUAUAUCCAUGGUUUAAAGAAAUGUUUUGUUUGAAGUGUAUGAUUAAGAAAGGCUAGCAGUUAUAGAUAAAAACAAAAAACGAAAAAACAACUUGUUAAUAUUUGGGAACCGAUGAACCUGGUGUCAUUUUAUUCACAAUAAAGUGCCAUGUUACUGAAUUUCAUUUAAUGUCUGUUAAUGUUCCACAUUACUGACAGUUGGUGUACAAAUUAUAAACCAACUGGCAGAAACAGCUGUAUUUCCACCUGCUCAUUACUAUUCCUCUGACAUAACCAAACAAAUGCUUUGUGAUGCUUGUAAUAAAUAUUUUUCUUUAAAGCUU